Messenger RNA from Morus notabilis, 1884 nucleotides. Its product is annotated as carotenoid cleavage dioxygenase 7, chloroplastic. The record is from RefSeq and is a predicted model, not a curated record. NCBI's taxonomy places the organism in Eukaryota, Viridiplantae, Streptophyta, Magnoliopsida, Rosales, Moraceae. The transcript has 7 exons. Gene Ontology annotation, molecular function: 9-cis-epoxycarotenoid dioxygenase activity. Gene Ontology annotation, biological process: carotene catabolic process. Gene Ontology annotation, cellular component: chloroplast stroma. Bases 1 to 1884 code for a protein of 627 amino acids.
AUGGAGCUCACAAAAUCUCUCAAAACUACGAUCAGCCCAAAAUUCUCUUCACCGCUUCCGUUACCAUCCGUUCACCGUGUUUGGUCACCGCCCACUAAAACUCUCCAAACCAUUUCCGUUUCCACGUCCGUCACAAACCAUGUCACCACCACCACCAAAAACGACAACAUUAACCACCCAACCCCACAAAACGACGACGCCGUCGCUGCAUUCUGGGACUACCAGUUCCUCUUCAUCUCUCAGCGGUCGGAGACGGCCGAGCCCGUCGCGCUUCACGUCAUAAACGGCGCCGUUCCGGCGGACUUCCCCGCCGGAACUUACUACCUAGCCGGACCGGGGAUAUUCUCCGACGACCACGGCUCGACGGUGCAUCCACUGGACGGCCAUGGAUACCUCAGGGCUUUCGCGUUUGGAGAAAACAACGUCGUUAAGUUCAUGGCUCGGUACGUGAAGACUGAGGCACAAGAAGAGGAGCACCAAUCGGGCACCGACAUGUGGCGGUUCACGUAUCGGGGCCCGUUUUCGGUGUUGCGAGGUGGACGGAAAUUUGGGAACAGCAAGGUGAUGAAGAAUGUGGCCAACACUAGUGUUUUGAUGUGGGGUGGAAGAUUGAUGUGUUUGUGGGAAGGUGGGGACCCCUAUGAGAUUGAAUCUGGAACGUUGAAGACUGUUGGGAAGGUUGAUGUGAUCAAUGGCUGUGAUUCGUCGUUGGAAGGUGUUAGUGAGGGAGGUGAUGUAUGGGAUUUAGCUGCACGGCUGUUGAAGCCGAUUUUGUAUGGAGUUUUCAAGAUGCCCCCAAAACGACUAUUGUCUCACUAUAAGCUGGAUGCUCAAAGGAAUAGGCUUCUUACUGUGUCAUGCAAGGCAGAAGAUAUGCUACUUCCACGGAGCAAUUUUACAUUUUAUGAAUUUGACUCAAAUUUUAAGUUGUUGCACAAGCAAGAAUUCACAAUCCCUGACCACUUAAUGAUCCACGAUUGGGCUUUCACAGACACUUACUAUAUAAUAUUUGCCAAUCGAAUUAAACUUGAUGUUGCAGGUGCAAUGAUAGCAGUAAGUGGGAUUAGUCCAAUGAUAACAGCAUUGUCAGUGAAUCCAAGCAAGAACACAACUCCCAUAUAUCUGCUUCCUAGAUUCCCUAACAAAAAUGAAGAUGGAUUAUUAUUAAGGAGAGAUUGGAGAGUUCCUGUGGAAGCUCCUUCACAGUUGUGGCUUCUACAUGUUGGCAAUGCUUACCAACAUUUGGAGGAAAAUGAGAAUAAUCUCAAUAUCCAAAUACAUGCUUCAGCUUGUUCCUACAAGUGGUUCAAUUUCCAUAAGCUAUUUGGCUAUGAUUGGCGUAGUGGGAAACUUGACCCUUCAAUUAUGAACGUAAAUGCAGGCCAAAACGACAUGUUGCCCUUGCCCCACCUAAUUCAGGUAUCCAUCACCUUAGAUACCAAGGGUAAUUCCAAUGAAAAAUGUGAGGUGGAAACUCUAAACCAGUGGAACAAGUCUGCGGAUUUUCCAGUUAUAAACCCAUCAUUUUCAGGCUACAAAAACACUUGUGUAUAUGCGGCGGCUUCUUCAGGCUCUCGACCUGCAUUACCUCAUUUCCCAUUCGACACGGUGGCGAAGCUAAAUGUGUCAAACAAGUCCGUCCGCACAUGGUCCGUCGGUCACCGGAGAUUCAUCGGAGAGCCUAUUUUUGUCCCCAAAGGGGUUGAAGAAGACGAUGGCUACCUUCUUGUCGUUGAGUAUGCAGUUUCAGUACAAAGAUGCUAUCUUGUCAUUUUGGAUCCCAAAAGGAUUGGAGAAGCUGAUGCACUUGUUGCGAGACUUGAAGUCCCCAAGCACCUGAAUUUCCCUCUUGGUUUCCAUGGCUUCUGGGCAAGUGCAAAAUAA